Molecule: messenger RNA, 1207 nt
Organism: Phyllotreta striolata
Lineage: Eukaryota; Metazoa; Arthropoda; Insecta; Coleoptera; Chrysomelidae
Source: the annotation of a GenBank genome assembly
CUUCUCUUCCCUAAACACGUUAUUUAGUGGUCACUUCGAUUUUUUAGGUUAAGUUUGUGUAAUUUAUUCGUUGGUAAAGGAUUUAAACAGAAUUAAACUGUUUAAUUCUCAUAAAUCAGUUUAUAAUGGCCGAUACUGCAAAGGUACAGCAGUACAAGGAGGAUGUCAAGAAACAGGCCGAGACUUUAGUGCUGAAGGGCUUCCCGGAGACGAUCGUUAAGCUGAACACCAUUUUGGAGACGCCGCAGUUCAAGAACAGGGACUUCCUCGACGUGCACCAGGAACUCAACAUUCCCGUACCGGAUCCGAUCAUCCUCAACAGCCACACCGACCUGCCGGCCGCCAAGAAGCCCAAGCUCGACCAGGACGGCACCAAAGUGAUGAUUUUGCCCACGGGGGCCGUGCCCGUCAAUCGAAACCUGGCCGAUUUGAUCGAGAACGUCAAGCCCCACAUUAGGAAGUUAGUGGAAGAUUCCAAUUUGAUUAAAAUGUGGAUUUCGUUUAUGAUUCCGAAGAUCGAAGACGGCAACAAUUUCGGGGUGUCCAUUCAAGAAGAUACGCUAGCUGAAGUGCAAUCGGUCGAGUCCGAAGCCGCCGCCUUCUUUGAUCAAAUUUCUCGAUACUACAUAUCUAGAGGUAAAUUAAUAUCGAAAGUAGCGAAAUAUCCACACAUAGACGACUACCGAAGAUCGGUACAGGAAUUGGACGAGAAGGAAUACCUGAGCCUGUGGCUUGUUAUGUCAGAAAUAAGGAACAGAUAUUGCGCUCUGCACGACAUCGUGCUCAAAAAUCUCGAUAAAAUCAAAAAGCCUCGACCAUCGAACGCCACGGAAUCGUUGUAUUAGUUCGAAACGGAUUGUGCACGACGGAUCAAUUAUUCUCUUACGGUUACUUAUUUUCGACAUAACAAUUUAAGAUUAAAAAAAGAAACAUUGCGAUACAUUGCUUUAAUCGGAUUAAUAUAAUUAAUAAAAAGAUGAGGAGUACUUUUAUGUGGAUUUUAUGUUAGAAAUUUAGCUUUAGUAAGACGAUACUUUGAUCCUCUUUGUACAUGAGUUGUUUCGGUUAAAUUUAUUAUUAUUAGGUUCAAUGCAAGUUCUACAAAAAUAAAUAUUUUCUUAAUCGUUUGACUAUAUUAGUGUGUACCGACUUUUUUUUCUAGAAUAAUUUUAUUAUAACUUUGUCAAUAAAAUUCUGGGAAAGUUCA